CAAAACAAACCAUCUUUGCGCGAUCAUUGACUCCAUUUUCUGCUUUUCGAAUAUAUUUACAUAGUGUGAUUGCACACCGAAUGCAGUUUUACGUAAUUGGGUACCGAAAGUGAAACGCACAAGCAGAGGCGAGAUGAAAAUGGAGAUGAGGGGUUACUGCUGCAACACCCGCCUAUCAAUUAUCAUUUCAUCCGAGUGAUGAAAGUGUUUUUGGAUGAAACUUCUUCCAUAUAUAUAUAUUUUUUGGGAAAUGAUUGUACAUUAAUUAGAUUUCACUUCAGCACUAGGCAGGCGAGGUCGACGAAACAAUGAUUCCAUAUGCCACCACCAACAAAGUUACGUCGAAAUCCUAUGAAAAUGGUGAUCAUUUCCCCUUCACUUCCUUACUAGUUUGUUGGUUUUAUUGAUUCUGUUGCUCUCAAAAUUCACUCUUUCUAUUCAUUUGCGAGUCAUUUUUUUACAUUAGAUAUAGUCCUGUAGAUGGGUUAGAAAACAGUCGUGUGAGACUACAUUUAGAAUAGAUUAGAAAACAAUGUUUAGGCAAGAAAGAGGAAUUCGUAAUCAACCAUAAAACCUCAAAUUUUCAGUUGUCCACAAUAAAUUUUAUCCGAGAUUACAUUACUCAAUCCGUCGCCAUGUUCACAUAGUGAUUUAUAGUUAAUUCUUCAUACUGUCGUCGCAGACGAAAGUUAUUUACAUUACGUAUCCAUUAAAUGUAUGCCAACCGACCAAAACCAACGACGACGUGAUAGAACAGCGCCAACCAUCGCCAUCCGAAACAGUUGCCUAUUUUUAGCUAAUAGUUGUUUGUUUCUUAUAUUUUCUCCUUUAAAUUCAUCGAACGUCAACAACACCCGGUUGAACUAUGCCAUACUAUUCGCUCGGGGUUUUAGGUGUAAGUGUUGCUCUGUGGUGUCGUAUCGGGUAGAGACGACGACCAUGGCAAAAGCAGUAGUUCGUCUCGUCAAACGCAUCAUCGUAAGCAGACGAUAUGGAAGAUGACAGCCACUUUGAACGUUGAACACAAAAAAAAACUGAUGAGAAACAAAACUGAACAAUAGUGCAGCAGUCGUACUUUUACGGAACGCCCUAUCUGGGAACGACGGCCGGAACAACAGGAGCAGCCGCCGCGGCCGCCUCUGGAUUGAUGCCAAUUCCUGCCACUCAGCUGUCACAUGCCGCUGCGAUCGCGGCCGCCACUAGUCAAUUCUACGAAUAUCAGAAUGCUGUUGCAGCUGCCGCCGCCGCGCCCUACCCUGGCCAGUACAGUGGGUUUGAAGCGUACCCGUACGCCACCGCUGCCGGUGCUACAGGGGCUGCUGCAGCGGCCGCUCAGUACAUGGCAGCACCGUAUACGUACGCAACACUACCCCAGGGAGCUGCAGCCGCCGCGGCUGCGGCUGGUGGGUUUCCCGGACUGUCGCCAUACCAGAACGCAGCUGGUGCUGCGGCCGCUUCCGCACUACAAGAGGCAAGACUUCAAUAAUAUUUACCGAAAUCGUCCUCUACCUUGUCACUACUGGCACUGCUAGGCGGCGGAGUUGACAAGAUCUGAGAAAAGCGCCGGUGGUGCACCCUGGUGGACGAAACAAACUGGGAACACUGUUGCGACAUGUUAUCAUCACAACAACAAUGACAGAUAGACAGACACAGAGAGCGGCAGCAGCUAGAUUAGCUAGGCAGUUCUUUUUUACACAUAGAUAUUAUCUAGUACUUAUGCAAAUAGUAGGUCUUAAGUAAUCAAUUAUUUACUUAUCGAAAGAUUAUUAUUAUUACUGAUAUUAAAAUCAUAAAUUAACCUAUUUAUUAUAAAUUAGUUCGUACGGUCAAAACUUAUUAUUUACUAAGUAAUGAAGAACAACAAAGCUCAACACUAAGACAUAUGAACCGUAACAUUUAAACAAAAUCCUUCGAUUAUUAAUUAUUAUUAUUAUUAUUAUCACUAAUCAUCAUAAGGAAAAACUUAGUUGUAAAUUAUUCUAUUAUACAUGGAAAAGUAAUGCAACUAUCAUUGCAAUAAACAUAUUUUAAACAUUUCCUUUUUUUAUCAACCAAUAAGCGAACCAAUACAGAAGCAAUACAUUUCACGCUACAACCCAAAAAGGAACCAAAUUUAUUAAGAAGAAGAGUAAAAGGCACACCUUUACUUAAACUCUAAACGAGUAAUCUCAAAGAAAGCUAAUAUAUUUUAACGUAAAGAACAAUAAGAAAACAUAUUACAUCUAACCAUAAAUCCUUCAUAUUAGAAAAAUUAUUUCAAUUUGAAACUCGACAAACACACCAAGUUGGAUGAUGUGAAGCUCUGAUAACAUAUUACUUUAUUGCCGAUUAAACCUUAGUGAUAUUUAUCAAUUAUAAAGUCUACUAUUAACAUACUAAAAGAACUAUUUAUACACUGAAAAAGAGACAACUUAAAUUUCAGAAGAAAAUUGCGACGAAAUGUUCUGUUAAGUGUUGGAAGCUCGAAACAAAAUUCUCCUCGAAAAAAAAAACACAACUUAUACCAAACCGUAUUUAAACUUUUGACAAGUUCAUUUGCUACAAUACAAAACUCAAUUCCUAUCAACCAAACCAUAACCCACAUGUUCUUUUUGUUGAAUAAUUGCUAGCAAAAAAAACGAAAAAGGAACCUAUUGGGGCAAAGAAGGGAAGAACAAGAUGAAUCGAAAUCUAGUCAAAUGUUUUGUGUGUGGAUUAUUUAUUUUGUUAAAUAGGUUGUAUUUAGUAAAGGAAGACCCCCUCAGUCAAGCUCCUCAACCCUGAACUUGCCCGCACUACUCUUCCCCAGACCGUGUUUUAGUCAAUUUGAUUUCAAUUGGUUCUGUUUUCUGAGUUUUAACAAAAACCACACUACUGAUGAACCGCCGACAGUCGACAUAUGUAGGAGAUGUCGACGACGCGAAAAAAUGAGACUUUUACAGAGCUGUCAAAGCACGCAGAUGAGAGCCGAAUAGCAGAAGAAUCCUAACCUCAAAACAUAUAAUAGUGAAAGAAAAGAAACUAAACGAUAACCAUAGCUUAGAGCCAUACCAAAAAACAGUAACAAUCGAAAACGCAGCAAGCGGUGAAUCGACGCUGGAAGUUUGCAAAGGAAUCAUGUAAGGAAUCUUAUCAAAAAUCGUGCCUUUUCGUGCUGAAGAGAAACAGAAACAGAAAAAAGGAAAACGUGAAUACAAUGCACAUUGGGAAAACUUAUACCAAAAGUGGGGAAAAAAUAAUAAAUUUCUGGUUACGAGGCUCUGGAAGAAGGCUACUUUUUUUAGGAAAAUCGAGGCGAAAAAGACUUAAGAAAGAAAAUGUCGAAUGGGGUAUUAAUUUACCAUCAGAGCCUCGUGAUAGAAAAUAUUUUAAUUUUUCCCAUUCUUGGAAACAAAAUUCCUAUGUGCAAUGGCACUACCUAACAGCAACCCCCCGUAAACUUUGAAUCUUUCCCGUAUUGUGUAGCAUUUUAUCAACAAAAACAAAUGUAAGAGAAAACGAAUGAAGCGCACCACCUACAAUUUUGACAAUAUAGAGUUUAAUAAUCGAACUAAACAACCAGAGAAGCGUAAGGAAUCAUAGAAAUCGUUUUUAAUCAACCCCCACGAAAUCAGAAGACAGUAGAAACAACCGCGUAUUUUAACGAAAACUUUUAGUCCGGUUUCGUAACCUGUACUGGCACACACAAAGGUCUCUUAAAGCCGCGUGCAUAGACUUGCAACACUUGACCAGCGAAGAAUCCCAUCAAUUCAGCGUGUUAGCACCGCAGGAAUCGUAAACGUUAACAUCUUUUUAUAUGAUAGAACUGACAUAAUAAAAAAAAACCCCCACACAAUCUGUACAACUUUUCUUUUUCUAUUCCUUCUUUUUACCAACUAUCCACCGACACAAACGUUUCCACGCGCGCGAACGAGCAAAAGAAGCUUCAAAUCGCAGCUGCAGGCCGUAUGAAUCGCGUUUUGCGAAGAAAAGGCAGAUCACCCUGAAGCUUGAAUUUCGAAACGGAGAAUAGCAAUCCUAAUUCUAGUAGAGAUUAAGUUUAAACAAAAAUGAUGGAAAAACGUAAACACCCAUUGAACAUGAAGGAAUCUCAUUAUAUUGCAAUUGCUAAAUUUAAACAAGGAAAAAUACUAUUUCAACAAAUUGAACAAACGAGCCGCAUUUUGCGGUGACUAUUUUUAAAGACCCCAUGUAUAAAGCUAUGGAUAACAAAAAAAAAAAAAAAACGAAUAAUUGUUUAAGGGAGGAAAGUAUUUUAUACUUGAAACAAUAAAAAAUACAAAAAAAAUAAAGGAGGGAAAUAUUUCGACAGUGGAAUAAGCAUAUUAAGCAGAACAACGGAAGAGAAAUAUCAAUUACUUUAGUACUAUAAAAAAACAUACAAACACAAUUAUCACAUUUCAACAAUAACAAACAAACAAAAUUGAACAUAAACUCAAAUUACCAAGUGGAACCAAAAAAAAACAAACAAAAACAUAUAAACAGUCUAACACAGACCUACAAACACCCACGCAAACUCACUUUGACACAAUGAAAGGAAAUUAGCAUGCAGUGUGUUUCGUACGCCCAGUACGAACCGACAAACAGCUUGCUAUUGUUCCGAUCAAUGCGUUACGCAACGGAAAACGUAAACGGUUAGUAACUACGUACGUGAAAGAACGGAACAAAAAAACAAGAGUGACAAAACAAGAACACACGAAGGAGUAACGUGGAAAAAUAUGGAAAUAAUUAUUAUACAAGAUUAGAAGGUAUAUAUUUAAAAUAAAAAAGAAACCUAUACGAAAAUAA
Messenger RNA from Aedes albopictus (Asian tiger mosquito), 4767 nucleotides. Its product is annotated as RNA-binding protein 24. The coding region runs from base 1148 to 1486 and encodes 112 amino acids. The record is from RefSeq and is a predicted model, not a curated record. The transcript has 4 exons. NCBI's taxonomy places the organism in Eukaryota, Metazoa, Arthropoda, Insecta, Diptera, Culicidae.